GUAAAAGCGCAACGUGGUUAAUACCACGUGACCAAUUCCUCACGUAUUCUAGAUUGUCCAAUGGAAAAUAAGAUUGGUCUUCUUGAAAACAUGUCUCCUAUGAAGCUGUGUGUUCCAGGGGAGAGGCUGUGCAGCACGGAAGACUGUAUUCCAGGGACAGGCACCUACUUGCGCCAUGGAUACAUCUUCGCCUCUCUUGCUGGCUAUGUUCUGAAGAAGAAUGAAGGAGAAGAGCUUCCUGUGAUAUCUGUUGUGAGAGAAACAGAGGCACAAUUGCUACCUGAUGUAGGUGCUAUUGUCACAUGCAAGGUUACAAGUAUCAAUCCAAGGUUUGCUAAAGUCCACAUCCUCUAUGUUGGUUCCACGCCCCUGAAGGACAGAUUCAGAGGAACAAUCAGGAAAGAAGAUGUUCGAGCAACAGAAAAAGACAAGGUUGAGACGUACAAAAGUUUCCGGCCUGGAGACAUUGUCCUUGCCAAAGUGAUCUCUCUAGGUGACGUUCAGUCCAACUAUCUGCUGACGACAGCGGAGAAUGAGCUGGGCGUGGUGGUGGCCCACAGUGAGGCAGGUGUGCAGAUGGUUCCUAUAAGCUGGUGUGAGAUGCAGUGCCCUCGCACUCAUGCCAAGGAGUUCCGCAAAGUGGCCAGGGUGCAGCCAGAGUAUCUCCAGGCCUGAGCGAGGUUCUGCUAUGUGGUCCCCUGACUCAUGACCUCACAUUCCCUUUCCUUGAGGAACACACAGCUUCAACACAGCUACCCCAGACAAGCAGGCCACACCCAGUGUAAGAAUGGGGUAAAUGGCUGUAGUCCCAACUCAUGGAGACAGACUUGGGAGUUGGCUAUAUCUGGCAUGAUGACUAGAUACUUUUUAUUUUAUUUUUUUGUAAGUUGACACAGCUCACAAGAAUUAAAAGCCAUCGGGAUUUUGAAGUAAAUGUUUCUAAUAACAAAUUGUAAUUUACAGCACUGUUUUGAAGACUUUGAAUAUAUUAUCCCAAACCAAAUAAAAUAUUUUUGACUAAA
Molecule: messenger RNA, 1022 nt
Organism: Conger conger (European conger)
Lineage: Eukaryota; Metazoa; Chordata; Actinopteri; Anguilliformes; Congridae
Gene: exosc1
Product: exosome component 1
Exons: 8
Coding region: 61-675 (204 amino acids)
Biological process (GO): RNA processing
Cellular component (GO): cytoplasm; nuclear exosome (RNase complex)
Molecular function (GO): RNA binding
Source: RefSeq, a predicted model, not a curated record